Molecule: messenger RNA, 525 nt
Organism: Necator americanus (New World hookworm)
Lineage: Eukaryota; Metazoa; Nematoda; Chromadorea; Rhabditida; Ancylostomatidae
Exons: 1
Coding region: 1-525 (174 amino acids)
Source: RefSeq, a predicted model, not a curated record
AUGCUCAACGAAUUGAACGAAGAAAGGAAGAGAAUAGGACUCCGAAUAAACAGGAAGAAGACACAGUUCAUGAAGAAUGCCUACAGCGAGGACGGAGGAGUACAACUUGAAGGCUCCCAAAUUCUGGAAACUUCGUCAUACCUAUACCUCGGACGUUCUAUAAACAUGGAAAACGACAUGAAGGAAGAGCUGCAUAGAAGAAUGAGAGUAGCAUUCACACACGUCACGGAAGCUACGGACCAACUGACGGACCAAGAUCUCCGUGCCCAUCUGUUUGACUCGACAGUUCUUCCAGCGCUCUGUUACGUAGCGUGGACGUGGGCAGACACCACUGCCAUGUUUAGGAAGCUAGUUACUACCCACAGAGCUCUUGAGAGAUGUCUUCUGAAGUUUAACCGGCGCACACAACACCUAGCCGGUCUUCGCAGCUCCGACUCAAGAAGAGUAUCUCGACUUGUGUCUCGUCGAGAGGGAGUGACGUGUCCGCUUAACGGAUGGGAUAGGUACAAGGUACAUAACAACUGA